Molecule: messenger RNA, 831 nt
Organism: Fonsecaea multimorphosa CBS 102226
Lineage: Eukaryota; Fungi; Ascomycota; Eurotiomycetes; Chaetothyriales; Herpotrichiellaceae
Exons: 3
Coding region: 1-831 (276 amino acids)
Biological process (GO): intracellular manganese ion homeostasis
Cellular component (GO): fungal-type vacuole membrane
Molecular function (GO): iron ion transmembrane transporter activity; manganese ion transmembrane transporter activity
Source: RefSeq, a predicted model, not a curated record
AUGGCCGAGACUUCCUUGAUUUUAUCACACACGGGCAAUGAAAAGCAUCGGGCGAAUGGCACGGUGCUGCGAGAUCUAAUCAUUGGCUUCGCAGAUGGGCUUACGGUGCCGUUUGCUCUUACCGCAGGACUAUCAUCUCUUGGAUCCUCCAAACUUGUCAUUACGGGUGGCCUUGCCGAACUCUUCAGUGGAGCGAUCUCCAUGGGCCUAGGAGCCUAUCUGGCCUCCGUCACCGACAUGCAACACUAUAACACGGAAAGACUGCGAGAGGAAAGGGAAGUGCAGGAGUCGCCCGGAGAGGAGAUGGAGGAGAUAUACCGCAUUCUCUGUGCAUACGGUCCUCAGAGAGCAGAUGUCGCUCCCUUCGUCAAUGCCAUGAGAUCCUACCCAGACCAAUGGGUUCAAUUCAUGAUGGAUUUCGAGUUGAAAUUGGAACAACCGGCUCGUCGUUCGGCAUACGUCUCAGCAAUUGUUAUGGGAAUCUCAUACUUCAUCGGUAAUCUUACCCCUUCCGCCUAUUUCUGUAGGCCUAUUCGGCCUUCGCCUUCCUUCUUCAACCUACUGCUGACCAGGAGAUUCUGCAUCAUCCAAGGAGGCCUUCUACCCAUGAUUCCAUAUUUCGCCAUCCAUCAUGCCACCAGAGCUCUUUUCGUCUCGAUCGGCAUGACCGCCGUUAUCCUGAUUAUCUUCGGAUAUUUCAAGUGCGUCUUCGCCGGGUGUGAUCGGCGACAGUCCAUCUGGGGCGCUGUACAGACGUUGUGUGUUGGCGCUGCCGCGGCCGGGGCGAGCUACGGGAUCGUCAGAGCGGUGGAUUCGAGCAACAUCCGUUAA